This is a messenger RNA of Neomonachus schauinslandi (Hawaiian monk seal), 1107 nucleotides long. It is a transcript of the gene ALG5, whose product is annotated as ALG5 dolichyl-phosphate beta-glucosyltransferase. Lineage: Eukaryota; Metazoa; Chordata; Mammalia; Carnivora; Phocidae. The record is from RefSeq and is a predicted model, not a curated record. The transcript is spliced from 10 exons. Bases 58 to 1032 code for a protein of 324 amino acids. Gene Ontology annotation, cellular component: endoplasmic reticulum membrane.
GCGCUUCCGCGUGCGUGUAGGUGCUGGGUAGGGCGGGCGGCGACCUGGGCAUGGAGGAUGAGUUGGCUCCUGCUGCAGCUGGCGGUGCUCGGCGUGGCGCUGGCGGCCGCAGCCCUGAUUCUGAUUUCCUUUGUUGCAUUUAUAACUGCUACGAAAAUGCCACACCUCCAUCAACAUGAAGAAGAGAGGUUCUUCUUAAAUGCCAGAGGACAGAAGGAAACAUUGCCCAGCAUCUGGGACUCACCUACCAAACGGCUCUCUGUUGUCGUGCCUUCAUACAAUGAAGAAAAACGGUUGCCUGUAAUGAUGGAUGAAGCUCUGGGCUAUCUAGAGGAGAGACAGAAGCAAGAUCCUACAUUCGCUUAUGAGGUGAUAGUGGUUGAUGAUGGCAGCAAAGACCAGACUUCAAAGGUAGCUUUUAAAUACUGCCAGAACUACGGAAGUGACAAGGUACGAGUGAUAACGCUGGUGAAGAAUCGUGGGAAAGGCGGAGCUAUUAGGAUGGGUAUAUUCAGUUCUCGAGGAGAAAAGAUCCUGAUGGCAGAUGCUGAUGGAGCCACAAAGUUUCCAGAUGUUGAGAAAUUAGAAAAGGGACUGAAUGAUCUACAGCCUUGGCCCGAACAAAUGGCUAUUGCAUGUGGAUCUCGAGCUCAUUUGGAAAAAGAAUCAAUUGCUCAGCGUUCUUACUUCCGUACUCUGCUCAUGUAUGGGUUCCACUUUCUGGUGUGGUUCCUUUGUGUCAAAGGAAUCAGAGACACACAGUGUGGGUUCAAAUUAUUUACACGAGAAGCAGCUUCACGGACGUUCUCAUCUCUACACAUUGAACGAUGGGCAUUUGAUGUAGAAUUACUUUACAUAGCACAGUUCUUUAAAAUUCCAAUAGCAGAAAUUGCUGUCAACUGGACUGAAAUUGAAGGUUCUAAAUUAGUUCCAUUUUGGAGCUGGCUACAAAUGGGCAAGGACCUACUUUUUAUACGACUUCGAUAUUUGACUGGUGCCUGGAAGCUUGAACAAACCAAGAAGAAGAAUUAGGUUAUUUGCCAUCUUUGUAUCCUUAUGUAUCAGUGUCACACAUUUCAUUUGAAAUUAAAAUUUUAAGUAAACCUA